Molecule: messenger RNA, 564 nt
Organism: Rhagoletis zephyria (snowberry fruit fly)
Lineage: Eukaryota; Metazoa; Arthropoda; Insecta; Diptera; Tephritidae
Product: pathogenesis-related protein 5-like
Source: RefSeq, a predicted model, not a curated record
AUGGCCACACUGGCCUCGGCGAACCACGAGAUUCGCAUUCACAACAACUGCAAACACCGCAUCUGGCCGGGUCUGCUGAACAACCCGGGCAAGGCACUGCCUGAUGCGGGUGGAUUUCCCUUGGAUGCCGGACACACCCACGUCAUUCACGUCAGCGAUGGCUGGGCCGGUCGAGUCUGGGCACGAACUGGCUGCAAUGGCGCUGGCCACUGUGAGACGGGAGACUGCGGCAACAAAAUCCAAUGCCACGGAGCAGGCGGCCGACCUNCUUCCGCAAGGUGGGCAACUCCCACUACGACUGCAAUGCUGCCGAAGGGCGCCGGCGGACACACCGUUGGAUGCAAAUCAGCAUGCCUUGCCUUCAACACCGACGAGUACUGCUGCCGAGGAGCCCACAACAAGCCCGAGACGUGCAAGUCCCGAAACUGGAAGGUCAACUACCCGGCCAUCUUCAAGAAGUCAUGCCCGGAUGCCUACUCCUACGCCUACGAUGAUCACAGCUCUACCUUUACCUGCCACAGCAAUGGCGCCCAUAAGACGGGCUACAUUGUCAAGUUUUGCUAA